Pseudocercospora fijiensis CIRAD86 is the source of this 1185-nucleotide messenger RNA. RefSeq lists its product as uncharacterized. The transcript is spliced from 2 exons. Lineage: Eukaryota; Fungi; Ascomycota; Dothideomycetes; Mycosphaerellales; Mycosphaerellaceae. The record is from RefSeq and is a predicted model, not a curated record. The coding region runs from base 1 to 1185 and encodes 394 amino acids.
AUGCAGAACUCCGAGCCAUGCUUCUUCCUUGAGAAGAUCCCCGGAGAGAUGCGUAACCGGAUCUAUGAUUAUGCGCUGUCGGGCGAGAAUGGCGAGAUGACACUGCAUUCCAGCGACAUGAUUGCACCGUUGCGGCGUUUCAGAGGAGGCAAACAAGAAAGCAAGGUAAUGCAUGAGUUGCGGCUGCUCGAGCAGUACGUCGAUGCCACUGAGCCCGUCGUGGAAGAACAGCAGUCCAGCAUCGACCAGAAGGAGGGAUGUGUCGUGGUGUUGGAGAGCGAGCUCCAGCGACUUCGUCGAGCAGGACGAGCGCAGACCGACGAGAGUCGAGGGCUGGGGGAGCUUGGAGAGGAGAUUCCGAACCUCGAAAACGAAGUCGACCAGAUGUUGACCUAUAUUCGCGUGGCGAAGCGCGGGAGCCGCGUGAUUCGGUCUGAUUACUUGCUUCGCAGCAAAGAGGGCGAAGCGCCCGUCUUCCGCGAUAUGCAGAAUCUGUUUUCACUUUCGCGUACCUGCAAGCAGAUUCGAGAAGAGUGCUCCGGGCUCGUGUACGAGUUCAACAAGGUCAAAUUCAUUGUCGGGACAGAGGAGAAUCGCACCGAGGAUGACCGGAAGGAAGUCCUGGACAAGCAUUUUGAGUACAUCUUGGAGCGCCAACUCAAGCUUGGAGAGCUGAAGAUGGGCUUGAUCAUCGAUUUUGGAUUCGUUCCACGAUUGGGUGCCGCGCCGGGGCUCUUCAGGUUCAACGCGACGAUUCGAGAGUAUCAGAGUCAUCUUCGCAAGCUUAGGAAGGCUUGUCCGUUGAUGGAAAUUCACUUCUUUACCGAUCAGGGAUCGCAGCAACUUGGCGUGGAGAAGCACGUUGCUUGGAAGAUCGUGCUCGACGGCCCGGAGUCUGUGGUCGCACAAUUCGAUGCUCAGCUGGCGGCUUCUCACAACGUCAGCAAAAUUUCAUUGAGCUCUCACCGAUUACGAGAACAUCAGUCUGCACGUGUCAUUGCCACUGAAGUGUUGUCCCGCGGCUCUCAGCGGUAUCAGGCAGUCUAUGUGACGAGAGCGACAACCUUUGGCAUAGAUAUGAGAUCUCAGCCGUUGUAUGCUGUCAAACCUCCGGACCAUCCAGCCUCCACCUUUCCAGCACCAACAACCCAGAUCAACUCCACCUCGAAUCUUUCAUGUCCAUGA